GUUCAACGCGAGCGCUUGGCGUGCGGGGUUUAAAGUACACGCGAACACCUUCGGAGCGGCUAAUAGUCGGCGAUUCAUUGAGUAGUUAGUUGAUCACAUCCGAGGGAGAACCAUCACACAUCGCAUCAUGAUCAACACAGGGAAGUUGGCCGGGCGGACGAUCUUCGUGACUGGUGCGAGCCGCGGCAUCGGUAAGGCGAUUGCCUUGAAGGCGGCUAAAGAUGGUGCCAAUGUUGUCAUUGCCGCCAAGACGGCAACAGCUCAUCCGAAACUUCCAGGCACCAUUUAUACCGCUGCUGAAGAAAUUGAAAAGGCAGGCGGCAAGUGUCUGCCAUGCGUGGUGGAUGUGCGCGAUGAGGUGCAGGUUCGCGGCGCUGUUGAAGAAGCGGUGAAGAAGUUCGGAGGCAUUGAUAUUCUCGUCAAUAACGCAUCUGCCAUUUCUCUGACUCCUACCGACCAGACGGACAUGAAGCGCUACGACUUAAUGCAUCAGAUUAAUACACGAGGUACAUUCCUAGCAACAAAGGAAUGUUUGCCGUACCUGAAAAAGAGUAACCACGCUCAUGUGCUCAACAUCUCACCCCCACUGAACAUGGAAACGAAAUGGUUCAGCAAUCACGUGGCGUACACAAUGGCAAAGUAUGGCAUGUCGCUGUGUGUGCUUGGACAUCACGAGGAGUUCCGCCCAUUGAAGAUCGCCGUAAACGCGCUAUGGCCGCGCACGGCUAUCAAAACAGCCGCGAUGGAGAUGCUUUCCGGUGGCGGCACACACAGUGCUUACCGCAAUCCGGAUAUCAUGGCGGAUGCUGCCUAUGCCGUUCUCUCGCAGGACCCUGCCAAGUGCACCGGUAACUUCUUUAUUGAUGAGCGUGUGCUCUUCGAGGCCGGCGUCAAGAACUUCGACGCUUACGCAUGUGACCCAAACAACAAGGACAAUCUCAUGUUGGAUUUCUUCCUCAAUGAGGACCAAGCAAAGCCGUGCGUCGGAACGGGCUCUGGUGAGACCGGUAUGGAACAGGGACUCGCACAGGGACCUUUCGGUAAAAAGAAAGAAGCGCCUUCCGGGCCAGUCGAGAACGUUGAGGGUAUCUUCCGUGUGAUUGAGGCUAGUCUGAGCGAGGAUCUUGUUUCGAGUACCAAGGCAGUAUUUGCCUUCAACGUCACCGGCAAAGAAGAAGGCAAAUGGUUCGUGGACCUGAAGAAUGGAUCAGGCCAGUGCGGCAAGGGUGAACCACCCACAGCCGCUGAUGCUACACUCACAAUGGACGGAAAGAAUUUCUUUGCUAUGUUCACCGGGAAGACGAAGCCUGCAACUGCUUACAUGCUGGGAAAACUGAAGAUCUCCGGCAAUCUGCAAAAGGCGAUGAAGUUGGAGAAGUUGAUGGGCAAGCUGAAGGCCAAGAUGUAAUCACAAUCAAGUGCACUUAACGGGGACACUUUUUAAAAUGCAAUUCUUUUAUAUACGGGCAUUCAUGCCACCUAUUUCUACUGAUUUAUAUUGUUAAAUUUUAAAUAAUUUGUAAGCUAAAGUAUAAAAAAUGUUUUCACAUUUAA
Messenger RNA from Dalotia coriaria, 1554 nucleotides. It is a transcript of the gene Hsdl2, whose product is annotated as Hydroxysteroid dehydrogenase like 2. The record is from RefSeq and is a predicted model, not a curated record. The transcript has 4 exons. Bases 128 to 1408 code for a protein of 426 amino acids. Gene Ontology annotation, cellular component: mitochondrion. Lineage: Eukaryota; Metazoa; Arthropoda; Insecta; Coleoptera; Staphylinidae.